UCUCGUCGCCCCCGUGUUUGCCCCAGGAUAAUUUAAUACCCAACAUGCGCGGAGUAGUUCCUGUAUGCUUUCCCUUUUCUAUAUAAUUUCCAUUGUCUUAAACAGUGAGCUGUGUUUGAAAAGAAAUCCCUGCCAAGAUUACGCAAGGAGAGAGCUCAAGUCAUGUCUUCAGCCCAGCAACGUUUAACUUCCAUCGCAAACCAGCUCUCGGGGCCUGGUGCUGCGUCUGCAAAGCAACGCCUCCUAUCCAAGACCCCUGAUGAUAUUGUGAUCACGCUCGCCAUUCGAACCCCACUCACCAAGGCCAGAAAAGGCGGGUUAAAGGAUACGAGUCUUGAUGACCUUCUCAUCUCAUUACUGACGUCCAUCCGCGAAAAAUCGAACCUUGACCCCAGUCUCGUUGAAGAUGUCUGCGUUGGAAACGUGCUGUGCCCCGGUGGAGCUUAUGUCGCACGGUCCGCAGUGCUGGCUGCAGGAUUUCCUGCCACAGCUGCCGCUUCUGUCGCUAACCGUUUCUGUUCUUCCGGAUUGCUAGCUAUCCAAAACAUUGCCAACCAGAUUACGGCAGGCUCUAUCGAUGUCGGUAUUGCAGUGGGAGCUGAGAGCAUGAGCAACAAUGCCGACGGUGGUGCUCCAGAGAUGUCUUCCCAAAUUUUAACUCACCCGAUCGCCUCACAGAAUACCCAGCCCAUGGGUCAGACAUCCGAGAAUGUUGCGGGGCAAUUCAAUAUCACUCGUGAGAUGCAGGACCGUUUUGCAGCGAACAGCUACCAGAAAGCUGAGCGUGCCCAGAAGGCCGGAUGGUUCAACGAUGAGAUUGUUCCUGUGAAGACGACGAUCAAAGACCCAAAGACGGGUGAGGUGAAGGAGAUUGUUGUGGACCGGGAUGAUGGCAUUCGUUACGGCACCACUGCUGAGUCUCUGGGCAAGAUCCGCGCCGCAUUCCCUCAGUGGAAGCCUAGCGCCACUACUGGCGGAAAUGCUAGUCAGAUCACCGAUGGUGCUGCUGGUCUUAUCCUUAUGAAGCGGUCUCGCGCCCAGGAACUAGGUCAACCCAUCGUGGCCAAGUUCUGCGGUGCUACCGUUGCAGGCUUAGAGCCUAGGAUCAUGGGCAUUGGUCCGUCGAUCGCCAUUCCCAAGAUCCUUUCCAAGUUCGGUCUGAAUAAAGAGGAAGUGGAUAUCUUCGAGAUCAAUGAGGCGUUCGCCUCCAUGGGAACGUAUUGUGUUCAGAAGCUAGGACUGGAUGAGGCUAAGGUUAAUCCCCGGGGCGGUGCCAUUGCAUUUGGUCACCCUUUGGGUUGUACAGGAGCGCGUCAGGUUGUGACUGCCCUGUCCGAGUUGCGACGACAGAACAAGAGAGUCGCAGUCACCUCGAUGUGUGUCGGAACGGGAAUGGGCAUGGCCGGUAUUAUUGUCUCCGAGCAUUAAGCGUAUAAGCGUAAUCUGAUAUUGAUAUUGUAUGAUCUUCUGUAAAUAGUUUUGCAACGACAACAGCCCUGUGAAUUGGGGAAACAAUUACGCUCUGGGACGAUCCUCUAGUAUCACU
Messenger RNA from Aspergillus sclerotioniger CBS 115572, 1546 nucleotides. Its product is annotated as putative peroxisomal 3-ketoacyl-coA thiolase (Kat1). Bases 163 to 1428 code for a protein of 421 amino acids. Gene Ontology annotation, molecular function: acetyl-CoA C-acyltransferase activity. Lineage: Eukaryota; Fungi; Ascomycota; Eurotiomycetes; Eurotiales; Aspergillaceae. Gene Ontology annotation, biological process: fatty acid beta-oxidation; phenylacetate catabolic process. The record is from RefSeq and is a predicted model, not a curated record. The transcript is spliced from 6 exons. Gene Ontology annotation, cellular component: peroxisome.